GAGUUCGCGACCGUAGUCUUGGCUGGUCUAUGAUCAGUUGAAUUUGAUGUUGUGCCCCGCGAAGAGGUUGCUUUUUGUGUAGUUGAGUCUCGGCGCGAGAAGGAGAGAAAGUUAAUUCGUCACACCCGCGAAUCAGAUGACUUUCGGGGGCUCACUUGCCGGCAAUCUGGUGGUCGCGCUCCCCCACUUCCCGUUCACAAAGUGAAAUUGUGAGCCCCACAGAGAGAGUGUGGAGUCGUGUGACACGGUGACAUGCUAGAAAAAUUACAAAUGUGAGUGUUCAAUGCAUUAAGUUUAAAAGGAAAAAUAUCUCGCGAGUAUUUAAAAAUAAAACAUGCAUUGGAAUCCAAGGGUGAACAACCUUCGGUGCACUCCUCAGGUUCUUUCUUCUCCCAUAUAAAUGUGAGAACCACAUCAUUUUGUGACCAUUUGUGACUUGUGUGUGAGAAAAAAAAAUAAUAUAUCUCACCUGGGGAGACUUCAUACCACACAUAAUGAGAAGCCAUAAAUUAAAUUCACUCUUUAUCAUUGAAUGAUUAUGGUGUGGUCUCAUGGUUUAAGAUGUGUGAGACUAAACACAGGAGAGGAAAAUCGCGCGAAAAAUUGAUAUCGAGCCACGAAACAAAGACGCGCGCGGUUGAGAGGCGGAGGGGCUGGCAAAUCCCACGAAUCACGCUUCAACGGAAGUAUUCAGAAUAAAUUUUACUCGCAGUGUUUCACAACGCGCCUUAGUGAUAAGAAAUUGAUAUUUUUGACCAAAGUACUUGGUCGGAGCAGUGUGAGGGGGACUUUCAGUUCUCAACGGAGUAGAUCUUGGCAUCGUACCAAUAAUUUAGAUCGUUCUUUAGGCACGUGUAAAAGAUAUUUACUGAUGAAAUUUAAAAGAAUUUAAUUUUUAAAUAAAAGUAGAAAAUUUAAAAGAAAAAAGUGUGAGAUUUCAUGUGGACGUUUUGGUGGGAAAAAGUGCUUGAAGAGGAAUUGCAGAGAAGACCGAAAGAACAUAGCUGACGAGGAGCUUUCCUGACCUACCGCAAAGCUAAUCAUAUUGCGCACUAAGCGAAAGGCAUUCACCUGUGGCAACGCGCGCGAUAUGUGAUGCGAGAUGGAUUGGAUUCGACGUAUCUUCAACAAAUCCACACCAACACCUACAACACCAGGUCACGAUGAAUCCCUGGAGACAAAGGAGGAGUACAAUCAACGAUGGUACUCUGUACGUGUCAUCUACUUCACUAUGUUUCUCAUGUCGUUGGGAUUCAGCAUUAUACUCACGGGCAUUUGGCCCUAUCUCAAUAAGCUAGAUCCUGAAGCUGGAAAGGAUUUUAUGGGAUACAUUGUGGGUGCCAAUCCAUUCGGUCAGAUGCUCUUUAGUCCCUUGUUUGGUUUCUGGAGCAAUAAACUCACCUCCAUACGUAUCCCACUUCUCCUCUCCUUGGUCAUCUUCACAACAGCCAGUGCUGUGUACUCAUCCAUUGAGAUUCUACCAUCGCAUCAUAAGUAUUGGAUGCUAAUUUCGAGGUUUUUUGUUGGUGUCAGCUCUUCCAAUAUUGCCGUAUGCCGAUCUUACUUGUCAGCUGCAACAAGGCUCAAGGAACGCACUGGAGCCGUAGCCAUGGUGUCCCUUGCGCAAGUUUUGGGCUUUGUUGUGGGUCCUGCCCUUCAGGCUGCUGUUACACAGCUCGGAGAGCGGGGAUUUGUAAUUCCAGGGAUCUUCCACCUAAACAUGUACACUGCUUCCGGGUGGAUCAAUGUUCUACUGGGCAUUGGGAAUUUUUGCAUGUUCUUGCCGACAUUCUUUAAGGAAAGAAGAAUUGCAGCCAAGGAAGCCAUGAUAAUGCAGGGAAAAGAUGAUGAACAGGAAACAUGGAAAUCCAUUAAGCCAGAUUAUUUUUCAGCAUGGACUCUCAUUGUUGCCUUCUUCAUUCUCGUUUUUAAUUUUGUUCUUCUGGAAACACUGGGAACAUCGCUGACAAUGGAUCAGUUUACAUGGACAAAAAUGGAAGCUCUGUCUUACAUGGGGAUCCUAAUGUCUGUGGGAGCUGUAAUUGCGUGCGUAACUUUCGUGGCCAUUAAUCCACUGUGUAAGCGUUUCGAUGAGCGCAAAGUACUCCUCUGGGGUGGCUUCUUCUUCAUGGUUCUCGGGCGUGCUCUCUACAUUCCAUGGGGUAGUGAACCACCCCCAAUUGCCGAGGUUAGCAAUUCAACAAAUCCCGAUGUUGAGGUUGUUGGGUGUCCAGCAUCACAGGAAUGGUGCAGAACAACACCCGCCAUGACGAUAGCACAAUUCCUCCUUGGCUACAUCACAACAUCCAUUGGAUACCCAAUUGGGGUGACUCUCAUCCAGACAAUCUUCUCCAAGGUCCUCGGACCACGGCCACAGGGCACGUGGAUGGGUUUAAUGACGGGCUCAGGGUGCCUAUCACGUGUCCUCGGGCCCGUCUUUGUGGGGUACAUCUACACAAGAUUGGGCACAUACUGGACUUUUGGUGUGACGACAGUUAUGAUGGCCGUAGCCAUGAUAUGGUUGUGGCUCUUCAGUAAUCGCCUUGUACCACCUGAACUUGAUAAUCCACCCAUUCCACCGUCUGUGGAACUGCACGAAAUGUCAAUGGUGAAGCUGGCAUCCCGAGAAUCCCUAGAUAUAGUAUUAGAACCCGAAUUAGAAGCCCUUAAGCCAGAAAAAGAUGAAAACAGGUAGAUCACAAUAGAACGAAUUUAAUAUCGCGCUGUACAGAUCACAAAUAAAAGUAAAAAAUAGUAUAAAAAA
Messenger RNA from Lutzomyia longipalpis, 2764 nucleotides. RefSeq names its product major facilitator superfamily domain-containing protein 8 (gene Cln7). Gene Ontology annotation, cellular component: lysosomal membrane. The transcript is spliced from 5 exons. Gene Ontology annotation, molecular function: transmembrane transporter activity. The record is from RefSeq and is a predicted model, not a curated record. Bases 1103 to 2695 code for a protein of 530 amino acids. Gene Ontology annotation, biological process: transmembrane transport. Lineage: Eukaryota; Metazoa; Arthropoda; Insecta; Diptera; Psychodidae.